UCUUUUUUUUGCAAUGGCUCGGACCAAGCAGACUGCUCGCAAAUCCACUGGCGGCAAAGCACCCCGGAAACAGUUGGCGACCAAGGCAGCUCGUAAGAGUGCCCCGGCCACCGGCGGUGUGAAAAAACCCCACCGCUAUCGGCCAGGCACUGUGGCCCUGCGCGAGAUCCGUCGUUAUCAGAAGUCAACCGAGCUCCUUAUCCGCAAGCUGCCUUUUCAGCGUUUGGUGCGUGAGAUCGCGCAGGACUUCAAGACUGAUCUACGUUUUCAGAGCUCGGCAGUGAUGGCAUUGCAAGAGGCUUGCGAGGCCUACCUGGUGGGCUUGUUUGAGGACACCAACCUGUACGAAUACCGAAUCAUGUCUGGUCGUGGCAAGGGUGGUAAGGGCCUUGGUAAAGGAGGCGCGAAGCGCCACCGGAAAGUGCUCCGGGAUAACAUCCAGGGCAUUACCAAGCCAGCUAUUCGGCGCCUGGCUAGGCGUGGGGGCGUGAAACGCAUCUCUGGCCUGAUCUACGAAGAGACUCGCGGGGUCCUCAAAGUGUUUUUGGAGAAUGUGAUCCGGGACGCCGUCACCUACACGGAGCACGCCAAACGAAAGACUGUCACCGCCAUGGAUGUGGUUUAUGCCCUUAAACGCCAAGGACGGACUCUCUACGGAUUCGGCGGCUAAAACUUUCAAAAUUAGUAGGCAUUUUUUUCCCCAAUGGCCCUUUUCAGGGCCGCCCACCAUGUCUCGGAGGGAGCUGUGUGCUGUUUUUCAGUAAGCUUUCGUUUUCUCUUGGCAGGCUUUGUGGGACUUUAUUUUCUUAACUGGGCUAGUCUGCUAGCUUUCUAUACGCAGCUUAUUAUUGCGCCAAUAGGAAGGGCAGCAGGCUACAGUGUAGGUGGGGACUAAAACUAAAUGCCCACGAGCAAACCAGGAUUCCGGGACAGUGCCUGGGCUGCGCUGGUGCUCUCUACAAUAAUGUGUAAGCGUCCAUAACCCCAGCACUGCGCAGUGGGGUAAUUAGCUUUACUCCGUGGUCUGAAAGUGCUUUUGCUAAAGGAAUAACUACUACGGUCAGCGCAAGGCCAAACAAAGCAGCUUCAUUUUCUUUUUAGACCAGUAAGCAUUACUAACAACUUCGGGUGAUAAUGUCUGCUAACAGGUGGAAAAGUCGGCUAAAGACUGCCAUCAAAAUGCUAGGUGAAUAUUACUAGUUUACAGUUUACCGUCAGCGUCAGGGAAGAUCUGCAUUUUAUCCUCACUUGUCGCAGCUAACUUCCUUUCCCUCCGCCCUCUGUUUUCACGUACCCUGCCGGCGCUUCUUACCCCCA
Molecule: messenger RNA, 1317 nt
Organism: Nycticebus coucang (slow loris)
Lineage: Eukaryota; Metazoa; Chordata; Mammalia; Primates; Lorisidae
Product: histone H3.1-like
Exons: 2
Coding region: 14-670 (218 amino acids)
Cellular component (GO): nucleosome
Molecular function (GO): protein heterodimerization activity; structural constituent of chromatin; DNA binding
Source: RefSeq, a predicted model, not a curated record